Fomitopsis serialis is the source of this 596-nucleotide messenger RNA. RefSeq lists its product as uncharacterized. The transcript has 3 exons. The record is from RefSeq and is a predicted model, not a curated record. The coding region runs from base 275 to 556 and encodes 93 amino acids. Lineage: Eukaryota; Fungi; Basidiomycota; Agaricomycetes; Polyporales; Fomitopsidaceae.
GCCCAUGCAUUUUUUGUCUUGCCUCCUCCUCUCCAACUGUUCGUCCUCCUUAGUCGCAAGGUACACGACCGGCGCCGGCGCCGGCGCCUAUCAGUGACCUUCGGGAAAUCUUGCUGUGCACUUCCCUCUGCUGUUGUCUCGUCAUCGGUAUGUCACUGGGCAUCUACUAGCUGGAACCCCAUUACCGGUGAGGUCAGGUCGCACAUCAAGUUGAGGUCAAUUUUGGGCCGAGAAUAGUACCAGACAGAUACUCCCAAUACGUACAAUCGUAACAAUGCACCUGCGAGUGGGGUGUGAAAUCAGGCUGCUACUGUUUUCGAGCGGACUGCAACUUACAUUCGCUGCAUGCAACCUUGGUUUCCUGUCAUUGACUCGACACACCUGGAAUUAUUGUUGGCGAUGUACCACCAAUGUACGAGCCUCAAGAACCGUUUCACGCUGCGGUCUCUGUACAGACGGUCUUCUGGAGUCUCGCUGGAGUCUCACGACGACGACGUCGGUCGCGAAACAACGCCAAGGCGCCUAUCCUAUGCAGGAUCGCUGGUCACCACCAUGAACCUGGAACCACUCAUGCCCUCAACUGGCAGAAAGCAUUG